Molecule: messenger RNA, 898 nt
Organism: Cygnus atratus (black swan)
Lineage: Eukaryota; Metazoa; Chordata; Aves; Anseriformes; Anatidae
Gene: RGS19
Product: regulator of G protein signaling 19
Exons: 6
Coding region: 283-882 (199 amino acids)
Source: RefSeq, a predicted model, not a curated record
CUCCCUGCCCGCCGAGCCGGGCGAUGCCGCGCUCCCGCUGAGGCUGCCGGGCCGAGCCCAGCCGGGUGCCGGCGGCGGCGUGGCGAUGGCCGGAGCGCAGGCUCCAUCCAGGAGGCUGCAGGGACGCUAGCGGGGCUGUGUCGGCGCCACGGGUCACGACCCGCAGCCUGGGAGGAGCGGCGAGCAGCAGAAGGGCCCCCGCAGCACGACCCCCCCACGUCCACCGUGUAUGAGGCUGGGACGCAGUACGCAGGACCCGCGUCCGCAGAGACACCCCUUCCGAUGUCCCGGCAUGAGACUUCUCCGACAACGGUGCAACCCGCCAGCAACCACCGCCCCAACGCCUGCUGCUUCUGCUGGUGCUGCUGCUGCAGUUGCUCGUGGAACGAGGACCGGGAGCGAGCAUGGAGGGCGUCUCGGGAGACCAAACUGGAGACCAUCCCAAACUGUGAAGCGUGCGCCAAACCCACGCCCGAGGAGGUGCGGGGCUGGGCACAGUCCUUCGACAAGCUGAUGAAGAGCCCGGCGGGCCGCAACGUCUUCCGGGAGUUCUUGCGGACUGAGUACAGCGAGGAGAACAUGCUCUUCUGGCUGGCGUGCGAGGAGCUCAAAACCGAGUGCAACAAACACACCAUCGACGAGAAGGCCAGGAUGAUCUACGAGGACUACAUCUCCAUCCUCUCGCCCAAGGAGGUGAGCCUGGACUCGCGGGUGCGGGAGGUCAUCAACCGCAAGAUGCAGGAGCCGUCCUCGCACACCUUCGACGACGCGCAGCUCCAGAUCUACACGCUCAUGCACAGAGACUCCUACCCUCGCUUCCUGAACUCUGCCAUAUACAAAUCGCUGCUCCAGAGCGUCUCCCGCUCCUCCUCGGAGUCCUAAGGGCACCCGCCGGCCA